AUGCGAAAACGCCGAGAAGCCGAAGAUGAUGCGAGGGCGACCUUGUCGAUACACGGAGCGGACUGCCGUAAUGCCGUGCAACCGGUGGCGAGACUGGUGAAGUGGCGAACGUGUUUCGGUGUAGGCACUUCUCUAUGCGUGCGGUGUUGUUGUUCGUACCGAAUGCGCGCGCGGCGCGCCGGGUCGACGGCCGCGUCCGCCGUUUCCCCCUCCCGCCACCGCGUGCCGUCCACAACACCCGAAUCGGUGGGGACCCGGCAAUACCGAUACGUUUCUGAUCGUGUUCGGCGGUUCUGA
Macrosiphum euphorbiae (potato aphid) is the source of this 297-nucleotide messenger RNA. NCBI's taxonomy places the organism in Eukaryota, Metazoa, Arthropoda, Insecta, Hemiptera, Aphididae. The record is from the annotation of a GenBank genome assembly.